AUGCUGAAGAAGAGUCUGGAACGCCUGGGUAAACUGAUCCAGACGAUGAUCCAUCUCGUCCAGACGAGCCUCACAGGAACCCUGAAGUCCCACCGAAGCGGGUCUCAUGAUGGUUCUCCAUUGCAUAAACAGGGAUCUACCUCUUCAGUUGGUGCAGAAAAAUCAAGUUCAAAGAUCACUGAGGUUGGAGAUGAGUUCUUGGGAGACUUUGUGGUUGGUGAACGUGUAUGGGUCAAUGGAGUAAAGUCUGGAGUGGUACAAUACUUGGGAGAAACCCAAUUUGCCCCAGGACAGUGGGCAGGAGUUGUUCUGGAUGACCCAGUAGGAAAGAAUGAUGGAUCGGUUGGUGGAGUUCGCUAUUUUGAAUGUCAACCAUUACAGGGGAUUUUUACUCGUCCAUCCAAGUUGACUCGCCAGCCUGUGGCAGAUGGUGCAGGAAGUGAUUCUCAUUCUGUGGAAUCAUUGACUACACAAAACUUGUCCCUGCAUUCUGGAACUGCCACCCCACCUCUAACUACACGCAUCGUUCCACUUCGAGAAAGUGUGCUAAACAACACUAUAAAAACAGGAAAUGAAUCGGGAUCAAAUCUUUCAGACAGUGGGUCAGUUAAAAAAGGUGACAAAGAUUUACGGAUUGGAGAUCGUGUUUUGGUUGGUGGUACAAAGACCGGAGUGGUUCGCUACGUGGGAGAGACGGAUUUUGCAAAGGGCGAAUGGUGUGGAGUUGAGUUAGAUGAGCCUUUGGGCAAGAACGACGGUGCAGUGGCAGGAACCAGGUACUUUCAAUGUCCACCAAAAUUUGGCCUUUUUGCUCCCAUUCACAAGCUUCGCCCCCUGGACCUCAUCAACGCAGUUCUGAGCAGUCGCCCAGAACUCCGCCUCCGGACCCGUCCAGACGCGCCCCUAUUGAUACAGACAGGAGGAACGCCGCUGGACCGGGAGCGGAUGCCGGUGAUUGGGGACCUGACCGUCCGCAUCAAGGGAGACAUCCGUCACCCCCCGGUAACGGCUGCUCGCGAACGGUCCUCUGCCCGCGAGCACCCGACACCGAGGGAGAGAUAG
Molecule: messenger RNA, 1062 nt
Organism: Spea bombifrons (plains spadefoot toad)
Lineage: Eukaryota; Metazoa; Chordata; Amphibia; Anura; Pelobatidae
Product: CAP-Gly domain-containing linker protein 2-like
Exons: 6
Coding region: 1-1062 (353 amino acids)
Biological process (GO): cytoplasmic microtubule organization
Cellular component (GO): cytoplasm; microtubule plus-end; nucleus
Molecular function (GO): microtubule plus-end binding
Source: RefSeq, a predicted model, not a curated record